Messenger RNA from Bemisia tabaci, 1928 nucleotides. Its product is annotated as sodium/potassium/calcium exchanger 5. NCBI's taxonomy places the organism in Eukaryota, Metazoa, Arthropoda, Insecta, Hemiptera, Aleyrodidae. Gene Ontology annotation, molecular function: calcium, potassium:sodium antiporter activity; calcium channel activity. The record is from RefSeq and is a predicted model, not a curated record. Gene Ontology annotation, biological process: calcium ion transmembrane transport; intracellular calcium ion homeostasis. Gene Ontology annotation, cellular component: plasma membrane.
UUGUAAAUUUCAGCGUAAAUGAGAACUAAAUACUGCUACUCCAUCACUAUGGGUGUCGUUUGUGCUCACAUUUUACUCGACCUGAUUUUUACCUAGAAUACCUAACCUCAACCCUCGUGCAUCUGUGGGUCCUAUUUGUUUUCGGACCUCGUGAGUAGUAUUGGAACUAUGGGGUCAGUGAAAUUACGCUGGUGUUUCUGUGUGUGCGUGUGGUGUUUCAUCUAUUGCCGGCCACUGACUGCUGUGGAGAAUACCACCGAUGCUCUCACUAGUAACACGUUGUCGGAUCAAAGGAUAACGCAAGCUGUCAUGAACUGUUCAGAAGACAGAUCAAUCGACCAAUUUCCUCCUGACGUCUUCACCGAAGAGCAACGGGCGCACGGUGCCAUUAUCGUCCAUUUAUGCAUCGCACUUUACUUCUUUGUGGUCAUUGCUUUUGUUUGCAAUGACUAUUUUCUUCCCUCUGUCUACUGUAUCUGUCAAGAUCUCCACCUAUCUCCGGAUGUGGCCGGAGCUACUUUCAUGGCGACAGCGACCUGUUUUCCGGAGCUGUUCGUCAACAUCAUUGGAACGUUCGUGACAGAAACGGACCUCGGUGUGGGUGCCAUUGUCGGCAGCGGGGUUUUCAACACCCUCGGGGUGGCAGCGUGUGCCGGCCUCGCCGCUAGUAAAGAUAUAGAUCUGGAAAGAUGGCCUCUGAUACGAGACGGAGGUGGCUAUAUGUUGGCAGUGGCAGUACUCCUUGUAAUCCUCCACGAUGGCCUUGUCCAAUGGUACGAAGCUCUCUUUCUCCUGAUUCUUUACUUUGCCUACUUCAUCCUAAUGUUCACCCAGAAGUGGUUGCACAACAGGGCAAAGAAGAUGCUUCGGAGCAAAAAUAGUUUCAACUCCCAGGCGUCACUCCAAUCAACGACGACAAGUGUCCUUGAUUAUGGGACGUACAGGCCUUACUACUUUUCCGAUUGGGUUAUGCCUGCCGAAAAGAAGCACAACCACAACAACAACAACAUAAGUAGCACGCACAAUACGUCGAACGAUAUCGAAAAGAAGCAAGAGGCAGAACAGGAGGAAGUAACACCAGUAUGCAGUCGUCCGAACGGGUGUCUGCUGAGCUUAUGGUGGUUAUUUUCGCUUCCUGUUGCGUGCGUUCUGUCGGUGUCUGUGCCAGAUUGCCGGAAAAACCGCACAGUAUACCCUCUCACCUUCUUGAUGUGCAUCUUUUGGAUUGGCAUCAGCUCAUACAUCGUCUCCUGGAUGAUGACUAUUUUUGGUGAUACAUUUAGAAUAAGUGACGCAGUUAUGGGUAUCACGUUCCUAGCGAUAGGUGGAAGUAUGCCAGAGGCUGUAUCUAGUGUAAUUAAUGCAAGGAAUGGGGUGGGCUCGAUGAGCCUAAGCAACGCGCUGGGGGCCAACACGCUGGACAUCCUCCUAUGCCUGGGCCUGCCGUGGUUCAUCAAGACCCUCCUGCCGGCCACGAUGGGCGGCGGCCCGAUCCCCAUGGACUCGCCGGGCCUCACCUUCAACUGCGGCUGCCUCAUCAUCAGCGUCGUCGUCCUCAUCGUCGCCGCCCUCCUCAACGGCCACCGCAUGAACCGCGUCUUCGGCGUCAUCUGCCUCGUCAUGUACACCACCUUCAUCGCCGUCACCGUCCUCGCCGGCAUGAACAUCAUCUUCCAGACGGAGCAGGACGUCUGCACCUGAACUAGUCUCCCCCCUCCUCACACCCCCUCUCAUCCUCACGCCCACCUCAACCUCCGACGGGUCUCGCCAUUGGACAAUGGUGAGAACAUUUGAAAACCGGUACCUGACUUAGACAAUAAGCAAAUGGCUCAGCGGGCUGAUUGUUGAAAUUGAUAUACAAAGCGAUAGACAAAGAGGACUUUAUGAGUAUGGAGCGAUCCUAUCGGUUAAUUUAGGUGUAGACUAAA